GUUGCACAUUCCAAAAUAUUGCAGACUAAAAUGGCUCAAAUUGCAAAGAUUGAGUCGCACGCAGAGCUGAAAUCAUCUGCAGAGAAGUUCUAUGGCUUUUUCAAGAACAACAUGAGCUCUUUUGUUCAGAUGUUCCCUCAAAUCUUUAAGAACUUCGAAGUUGUGGGGGGAGGUGAGAUCAGAGCAGGCUCCGUGACUAAAUGGACAUACGACAUUGGAGAGGGUGUAAUGGCAACAAAAAUCAAAAUCCAAGCCUUAGAUGAUGGAAAUACCUCAAUUACGUUUCUUGUCCUUGAAGGACAUCUUUUGAAGGUCUAUAACAGUUUCAAGGCAAAGCUACAACUUACCAAAGCUGGUCAUGGUGGGAGCAUAGUGAAAUGGACCCUUGAAUUUGAGAAGGCAAAUGCAAAUUCACCUGAUCUAAAAAUCUAUGCAGAACAAGCCAUUAAAGUGUCCAAGGGCAUUGAUGCUUACCUUGGAAGGGCUUGAUCACACUAAUACAAGCUCAAUGACGAGGAUAUCUGGAUUUGUAAAUCAAACAAGUAUGCAUCUGGUUCUAUAUUUCUUUCUUCUCUCUGUAUUCCACCUUAUUCUCAAUUAUGACAUGGCCACUUGUCGAUCAAUUAUGCUCUUUCCUAAGUUAUGGAUGUAAUACGUACGCUCUCUGACUUGAAGAUCACUAUGUUAGAACUACACUAGUUUAAUGCUGUAAAUCUAUCUCAGAAAAAGCACAUGUAAACAAUGUUAUAUGUGUGAACUAUUUUUAAGAUUGCAGUAGUGAUUGUUAGUG
Rosa rugosa (rugosa rose) is the source of this 790-nucleotide messenger RNA. RefSeq names its product MLP-like protein 43. The transcript is spliced from 2 exons. The coding region runs from base 31 to 489 and encodes 152 amino acids. Gene Ontology annotation, biological process: defense response. The record is from RefSeq and is a predicted model, not a curated record. Lineage: Eukaryota; Viridiplantae; Streptophyta; Magnoliopsida; Rosales; Rosaceae.